Molecule: messenger RNA, 5552 nt
Organism: Nezara viridula (southern green stink bug)
Lineage: Eukaryota; Metazoa; Arthropoda; Insecta; Hemiptera; Pentatomidae
Source: the annotation of a GenBank genome assembly
GGUGAUUUUAUGUGUUAUUUAUUAAUAUUUUGAUUCAUAUAAUAAAUCUAUGUAAUUUUAAUUCCACAUUUGUAAUAGUACCAGGUGGAACAGAACUUAAGACCAUCAAACAUAUAAUGAAAAUAAGCCAUAUCAGCAUCUAAAUAUAAUUGCCUGAAUCAUUUCAAUUAUGCAGCUUAAGCAUCUAAAAACAAUCCUUCCUGCAAAGGAUGGACCAAAUAAUGUUCUUGCUAUGGCCUGGUCACCAAACAACAUGAAAUUAGCUGUCUGCACAUAUGAUAGAGUUGUCUUACUCUUUGAUGAAAACGGUGUUAGAAAAGAUAAAUUUACUACAAAACCAUCUGAUUCACGGAACUCUAAGAUGAGUUAUGCAGUGAAGGGCUUAGCUUUCUCUCCAGAUUCAACAAAAAUAGCUGUUGGUCAGACCGAUAAUAUUAUUUAUAUAUACAAGGUUGGAGAAGAAUGGGGUGAUAAGAAAGUAAUAUGCAAUAAAUUUCCACAACAUUCUCCAAUCACUUGUCUCAUAUGGUUAAACGAAGGUCCGAUUGUGUUUGGUCAGGCUGAUGGAAAAAUUAGAGCAGCUUAUAUUACUUCAAACAAAACUCAGACUCUUUUUAAUGCGAAUUCAUUUGCUGUAUCUUUAGCUGCCAACUCAAGGGGUACAGGAUUUUUGUCUGGUCAUGCUGAUGGCAGUAUCAUCAGAUAUUAUGUAACUGAUGACCCUCAAAUGGAGCAGCAGGGCCGGGUGGUUUCCCACAAUUGCCCACCUUAUGCUCUUGCUUGGCCAGGAGGAGGAUUUGUGAUUGCUGCUGGAUGUGAUCGUCGAGUGACGGUUUAUGAUCGAGAGGGAAGAUUGUACCACCAGUUCGACUACCCGAAUGAGAAGGAAUUCACCGUAGCAACCUGCAGUCCUAGUGGGCAAGCGGUUAUUGUCGGCAGCUAUGACAGGCUUCGUACAUAUGUUUGGAGCCCUAGAAAGUUAAGCUGGGAUGAAAUCCAAGCUAAGGAAAUCACGAACCUUUACACGAUAACUGCAUUAUCUUGGAAGAGAGAUGGGUCUCGAGUGACCUGCGGAGGUCUAUGUGGCUCAGUGGAACUAUUUGAAUCUGUUGUCAAGCGCACAAUUUGGAAGAAAAAGUUCGAAUUGACUUACGUCGGUGCCAGCCAGGUUCUUGUAAAACCCCUUAAUAAUGACUCUAGAGGUGUUAUACUUAGAUCAAGGCAUGGAUAUGAGAUUGACGAUGUACGUAUUCUCGGAAACGACAGGUAUCUUUUGGCAAGGACUCCUGAAACACUACUGCUAGGGGAUCUGGAGAAAAAUUUACUGAGUGAAGUUGGUUGGCAGGAUUCAGAUCGAAAAGAAAAAUUUUACCUAGAUAAUCCUAAUGUUUGCAUGAUAUUUAAUGCUGGUGAACUCACUCUUGUCGAGUAUGGAAACAACGAUAUUUUAGUUUCAGUAAGGACUGAAUUUAUGAAUCCACAUCUUAUCAGUGUCCGUAUCAAUGAAAGAAAAUUGCCAAACUCAGAUGAAGAUAACAAGAAAUUAGCUUACUUAUUAGACAGAAAAACGAUAUGUAUUGUUGAUCUUUUCUUUGGAAUACAGUUGCUACAAGUUUCUCAUGAUACAAAAAUAGAUUGGUUAGAAUUAAAUGAAACUGGUCACAAACUUUUAUUCCGUGAUAAAAAAAGUAGACUGUAUUUGCUAGACACUAAGACUGGUUCUAGGCAAGCGAUUUUGAGCUACUGCACAUAUGUUCAAUGGGUUCCUGGCAGUGACGUCGUUGUAGCACAAUCUAGGAACCAGGCUUGUAUUUGGUACAACAUAGACACCCCCGACCGAGUGACCAACUUCCCAUUAAAAGGAGAAAUCAUCGAUAUCGUCAGAGAAAAUAAGAAAACUGAAAUAAUAGCCCAGGAAGGAACUCAUCAAACUGGUUACGAGUUGGACGAAGGUCUCGUAGAGUUCGGUACCGCAGUUCAUGACUGUGAUUUUGGUCGAGCGAUUCUGUUCCUGGAAUCAUUCAGCAAGGAAAGUCCAGAGACAGAGGCAAUGUGGCUUAAUCUAGCAGAAAUCACACUCCAAAUGAACAAUUUACGUGUGGCUUUAAGAUGCUAUGCUGCUCUCGGAGACAUACCUAAAACACAUUUUUUAAGUGAAACUCUCAAAAUCGCUGAAGAUUUUGCCAAUGAAAACGGCGGGGAUGGUAUGGACUGUCCAGAGGUUUGGGCAAGAAUGGCAAUUCUGAACAAAGAUUUGAAAACGGCUGAAGCUAUUUAUUUGGAACAGAACAGGCUCGACAAAGCUCUGGAUAUGUACAAGGAUCUCCACAAGUGGGAGGAAGCACUGAUGCUGGCUGAGAGGAGCGGCUUCAGCAAGUUUAAGGAGUUGAAAGGGGAGUACGUGACCUGGCUGCUGUCGACCGGGCAGCAAGAGAAAGCAGGGCAGGUCAAGCAGGAAGAUGGGCAGCUGCUGGAAGCCGUUGAGCUCUACAUGUCCGCUGGUCUACCGGCCACGGCUGCCAGAUUGGUGAUAUCGCAGCCAGACAUGCUGGAAGACCAGGCGCUGAUGAAGAGACUAACUACAGCUCUGGUAAACAGCGAACUCUAUCUCCAGGCCGGACAGGUGUUUGAGGCCGCAGGCGACAACCAGCGAGCCAUGCACUGCUAUCGUCAGGCCAGCGCCUUCGCCACCGCCUUGCAUCUUGCCAGGGUGGUAGCUCCUCAAGAGGUGGUAUCUCUUGAAGAAGAAUGGGGUGAUCACCUGGUCCAGACGAAGCAGUUGGAUGCAGCCAUCAACCACUACAUUGAAGCAGGGCAGACUAUAAAGGCAUUGGAUGCUGCGAUUGGUGCGAGGCAAUGGAAGAAGGCUGUCCAAAUCAUCCAGGUUAUAGACGAUGUUCAUCUGGUAGCCAAUCAAUAUAAUCAGCUGUGUAGCCAUUUCGCAUCUGUUAAAGAUUUUGAAAUAGCAGAAAAACUCUUUGCUAACGUCGGUCUAUUCAAAGAAGCUGUGAUGAUGUACUUUAAUGCUGGAGAGUGGGAAAAAGCUUACCAAUUUGCUACUGCCCAUUUGGAAGGCGAUCUCAUUAAAGACAUGUUUAAGCAGAAAGCUAAAGAAGAAGAGAGUAUGGCGAUGUACAAAGAUGCAGAAAUAUUGUACACACUGAUUGGUGAAGUGGGACUAGCAAUUUCCAUGUACAAGACAUUAAGGCAAUAUGAUCAGAUGUUGCGACUAGUCAAAGAGUACCGAAGUGAUCUGCUAGUUGCUACUAAUCUGCACUUGGCCAAACAGUUAGAGGAGGAAGGAAAUUAUCAAGGUGCCGAAGAACUGUACAUAGCAGCUGGCGAAUGGGCUGCAGCGGUCAAUAUGCUGAGAGCGAGGAAAAUGUGGGAACAGGCUUUUAAGGUUGCUAGACAGCAUGGUGGAGAUAAGGCAGGAAGACACGUAGUGUUCGCUUGGGCCAAAUCACUGGGCGGAGAAUCAGCUGUGAAAUUGCUCAACAAGUACAAUCUGCUAACAGCCUGUUUAGAGUACGCUUGUGAUAGCAACCAGUUUGAUUUUGCAUUCGAAUUGGCUAAAGCUGGGAACAAAUCAAAACUUGAAGAGAUUCACCACAAAUAUGCUCUUUACCUAGAAGCUAGGAAUGAACUGGAAACUGCAGAAGAACAUUUUGAAAGAAGUGGAAAGUUAAAAGAUGCAGUGAUGAUGUACAUGGACCACAAAAAAUGGGACGAUGCUGAGCGGCUGGCUGAAAAGGUGAAUGAAGAAGGUCUCGUAGAUGGUGUCCUUCAAGCUAGGGCCGCUGAAGAGUUCAAUCUUCAGAACUAUUCCAAGUUCGAGGCCCUCUGUUUGAGAACAAGGCGUCCUGAAACCAUCGUUAACAUGUACAAAGAAACAGGAAUGUGGAUGGAUGCACUAAGGGUAUGUAAGGAAUAUCUGCCGUCGAAGCUGUCGUCCGUGCAGGCUGAAUACGAUCGAGCGGUCGGCUCCAAGGCUUCCAGGGACGCUGGGCUGCUCCUGUCCGAGGCCAGGCAGUGGGAGGCCAGUGGUCAGUACGCCACCGCUGUCAGCUGUUACCUCAAGGUGAACCCUUCGAAUUGCCCCGACCAUAACACACUUGUCAAGUCUCUUGCUGAAGCUGCCAGGAUCACAAACAACUAUUUGGAUGGGGAAGAAGCCGUUGAAAUUGUUAAAGUAUUAGGAGCCCGCCUGAUAGAGGUGAAGCAGUACAACAUUGCAGCCCAACUAUACAUCGGCGUUGACAUGAUUAAGGAAGCAGUUGAUACGUUUAUUGCUAUCGAAGAGUGGCAAAAGGCUUUAAAGGUUGCCAGGGAGUUGGAACCCAAAUACCAGAGUUAUGUAGAGGAACGGUACAAAGAGUCAUUGCGACUCGGAGGUCGGGCAGAUCAGCUUGCCGAUGUAGACCUGAUCAGUGGGCUGGACAUGCUUUGUGAGCAAGGCCAAUGGCAGCGGGCGAUAAGCAUGGCUUCUCAGCACGGCUCUUCGGUCUUGAACAAAUAUCUUGCGCUUUAUGCCACCUAUCUAAUUAAGAGCAGCAAGACUAUCAGAGCUCUGGAAUUAUAUAAUGAAUACAAACCUGCCGCUCUCCCUCAGAAUUAUAACAUUUAUAGGAAAAUAGCUUUCGACACGUUUUCAACACCCAGGUCUAAGCAGUCUUUUGAUCAAUGGGUAAAACUACGAGACAUGUUUCUGUCAUUGAACGAGGCGAUGACUUCAAGUGCAGACAGUGGCACCCAAAUUCAGGCAGAGUUCGAACAGAUCAUGCUAAUAGGACAUUAUUAUUCACUCAGGUUUUUGACGAGUAGCACAAAAGGUCUGGAAACGAUCACGGCAAAGAUUUCUAUUGCACUCCUGAGAUAUUCUGAUUUGAUCCCCGCAGACAAGGCAUACUUUGAAGCAGGUGUAGAUGCAAGGCUUAUUGGAUGGGCAGCGGAUGCUUUCGUGUUUUUGAACCACUGCUUAGACCUGUUAGAGGCCAUUGAAGAGCAGAGGAAUACAGUAGACUAUCAGGAUUUGAACAAAACUGACUUUCCAAAAGAUGUACCGAUACCAGCAGCUCCUCACUUGUCAGAAGACGAAGUUGAAGACAUUAAGCAGUGGGUGUUAUCUGUAUCUAUGGACCAGCAUAUGGAAAUGGCAUUGCCGCUGGACUCACGAGGACUGUAUGCAGCUAACUUGCAGGGAAGCCGACCGUGCUUGGUGACCGGAUAUCCCGUCUUGGACCGCCAGAGGCUGUCCUUUAAACGAGAAGGAGCUGUGGCCAGUAGCACUGACUGGGCAAAAUUGACGUCUGCACUUUCAUCACAUCCGUACUUCUCUCAGGUUCUGGCCUUCUUGACUUCAUGGGCUGGCCCUCCGCCUGCAUUUUCUUUUGUAUAGGGUGUGCGUCAUGUCUGGUUCCCUAAAGGGCUCAUUUGACCUCUGCGGCCUUAUUGUUGCGCUGUGCACUCUUGGAUGAUAUUUAUAGAAAUUUAUUUUUAUAAAUAUUUGUUUAAUUUAGAGCUUACAUGUUGGUCAAUAGGUGAAUUUACAG